Molecule: messenger RNA, 3702 nt
Organism: Adineta ricciae
Lineage: Eukaryota; Metazoa; Rotifera; Eurotatoria; Adinetida; Adinetidae
Source: the annotation of a GenBank genome assembly
AUGACACAACGUUUAACAUCAAUUACAGACAACGUCAAUUGGCAGUUAAAUGAGAAAAAUGAACCUCAACAAGGAGAAGUAUUAUCUCAUCAGUCAUUUGUUGAACUUGACGAGUUAUUUCAAUCAACAAAAAGAUCGUCGCAGAUUAGAUUUCAAAGCAAGAGUCUUGACGAUUUACAAUUACAUCGGCAAGCUCGUCGAAAACAAUUUCAUGAUCAUCACGUCUCCGAUACAGCACGAACAGAAAUGGAUUUAACUGGUAUUGGAUGUCAAGACGAGGAUCAAUUGGACAUGAAUGAAGAUGACGAAGACGACGACGAUGAUGAUCAUGAUGAUAAUUCUCAGCCACAACGAAGUCGCUCGGCCCCUGUGUCUCCAACACAAGUCUACGAUGCUGAAUUAGCUGCGUUUCUUCAAUGUGAACAACAACAACAACAACUAAUGGCUGAUUGUUUUGUUUAUAACAUGGAUCUUUCUGAUGCAAACGAAAAUUCCACUCAACAAUCGCAUUCUCGAACAGCCAUAUUCUUCGAUGAUGAUUAUUCCUUCGAAGAAACGUCUUAUGAACCAAUUGUGAAUAUCGUUCAUUCGUGUUUGCCAAUUACUGAAGAAAACGAAGAAGAACUCGAACAAUUACGACGUGAUGAUGAUGAAGAAGAACAAAAAAUUCGAAAUCAUUUAUUAAAAAUAAAUGAUGGGUCAAUACCAACUAUAACAUUACAUGAUAACGAUGAUCGAGCUGAUAUACUUGAGAAUGAUGAUGAUCAGAUAAACGAUAGUGAAGCUGAUGUUAUAAUUAUGAAUACUCCUAAUAAUUUCGAUUCCAAUCAAGAUAUUGAAAAACGUCUUUCAACUAUUUAUGAAUCUCCCAGUCCACAACCUCGAACAGAAGAAGAUGGUGACGAAGACAUCUACGAUGAAGCAUAUGAUAAAUUGAUAGUAUAUGAUAUAGCUCAUAUCGAGAAACCGACUAUUAUCAGUCCGAAAUCUGAGCCCAUUAAAUCACCGUGUUCAUCGUAUCGAUCGCCAACUAUUGAUCGAACUCGUAUACGUUCAUGCUAUACCGAUGCAUCAUUCAAACCCUGUUCAGUUUUUACGAAUACCGUGUCAGCUUCUCGUCUAUGCGGAACAUCUUCGAUCAUUAAUUCGAAAGUUUUCACUCCUCCGAUGAAUAAUGCCAAUGGAAAAACGUCUCUGUCGCCGGUGAGCAACACACAGAGUUGUUAUGUUAACAAAUCCCUUGCUUCUCUCCCAAUCGAUCAACAAUCUCCACCAAAAACCACUCCGAUGUCAUUAUCAGUUCCAAUCUUACUUCUACCAAGCACAAACGAACAAAGUACAUGCAUGAUUGAUAAUAACAAAUUAAUGCCAUCUCAGCAUAUCAAAACAAUGAAAGUAAUUCAAUCAACGUCAUCAAGUCUAUCGGAUUUUAUCAAUUCGACACCAGCAUCGGCUUUAAAUAAUACAAUACAUUAUGAAGAAGUUGGAAGUAUUCAUCAUUCGUUAACCGAUUGUUCAAUUACUCCGCAUAUACCAUGUUGUAUUCCAAGUGUUGAUCAUGAAUCGUCGACAAUAAAUAAAUCAAAUGAAGAAAGUCAACGACGGCCAUCAUUUACUCGACGAAUUCUUACCAAUGGGUUAUUAUUAUCUCAUUGUUCGAACCAACGACGUGCACAACCACCUUUGACAUUCAACAACCAACAUCGCUAUCAAACUAAACCAAAAAGUGAAGAGAAAUUAUCAACAUUGUCAUCACCGAUUGGUUCAUCGUCCUCAUCUUCGGAAUCCAAUUCGCCAUCAGGUGAAAAAUUCAUGUCUAGAUCUGAUUUUAUUCUUCAACAACAACAACAGCAGCAACAACAACAACAACAGAAUAUCUCUCAACAACGUAAAGCUUCUAGUCUUAAAACCAUCUCUGCCACGGCUGCACAACAGCCAUCGAAAAUUCUCUAUCCAAUCGACUUCGAAACCAAUAACAAUGAUCAAUCUUGGUACCAAAAACAAUCAUCUCUAUCCUCGACAUCAACACAUCAAAGCAAGGUUCCCACGUCCGAUUCGGGUAUUGUCAUAGAUACGAAUGUUACUCGACCAACAUCGAAUGCGAGUAUCGAAGAAAAUGAUGCUGAUGGUAUUCCUAUUGAUCUAACGAACAGUGGCAAAUUAAAACAAUACGAAAGUAACUAUCGAAAGACAUUAGCUGAUUUAACUAUUAUCAAGAAGAAUAUUGUUGAUAUUGAAAGUCGUCUCAGUGAAGCCAUGCGAGAGAUCAUUCGACAUUUACAGUUGGAAAUCGAACGUGCUUUAGUCGAAGGUGAACACGAAUUGGUCUUCAAGCAAAUUUUAGACGACAGCGAAAGUGACCAAGAAAAAAUCCGACAUUUAUAUAAUGAUUUACAGUUACUAACCGAACGUAUUAUGUCCGAAAAAGCAUCUAUUCGUAAUGAAAUUGAAUAUACACAACAGAUACUGUAUAAACUUGAAUAUGAAUUACGUGAACUCGAAGAACAAUAUCGCCCGUCGGAUGAUAAGAUUCUCAAGAAGAAAGAAUUGCUGGUUGAGACACGACGAAAGCAUGAAGAUCUCGAAUUUCAAUUAAUGGAAUUAGAAACACGUUGCGAAGCUGAACUCGAACAAGCCGAAGAACAAUUUCAACACGAACAAAUCGUCGUAGCACAGAACUCCAAACUUCGACAGAAUACAUUGCGCGAUCUGGACCAUCAACAGAAUAUUAUCUUACAUCAAGUUAUUAUCGAAAAAGAAAAACUCGAACGAGAAAAACAGAAAUUGAAAUUAUUAUUCAAACAAAAGAAACUUGAAGCUAACGAGUUAGAACAAAAACUCAAUGGAUUAUCAUCGAUUGUAAAUCAAGAAAAGAAACAUCAUGAAAAUAGUCAUCAAUCUUCGAACGAUGUUUGGCUAAAUGGAAAUUCAGUUAUGUAUCAUUCAUCUCCAUCGAAUCUUUAUAGUACAUUGAAUUAUCCGGAUAAUCCUUCGUCAGCCAAGACGAAUAUCAAAGAUAAUCAUCAGGCGAAAUUGGACGAGAUCAAAGGAAUGAUUGCGGUUGCUAAACUGGAAAAAAUGUCAAUUCUUGAACACCAAUUACGCGAACGUUAUGAUGAACUUGUUCAAUCUCAUGAUGAACAUGCCAAACGUGUUGAAUUAGAGCAAAAAUUAGCUAAUGAAAUGCACAAUCGAAGUCACCUGAUCGAUCGUCAAGUCAAAUUACGUGAAAAGAAUCGAAUGCAGGAACGUCCACUGACGCGUUAUUUACCAAUUCGCUCCGUUGAUUUUGAUCUACGUGCUCAUAUUGAAGGUGCUGGUCAUUUAUUAGAUUCAUCUCAUAUUCAUGUGACCUCGACAUCAUGUCGUGGUUUUCUUCUCAAAAUGGGUGGAAUGAAAUUCAAAACGUGGAAUCGCCGUUGGUUUGUUUUUGACCGCAAACGUCGUUCAUUAUUUUAUUAUCAGGAUAAAACGGAAAGUAAACUACGUGGUUGCAUUUAUUUUCAAUCGAUCCUUGAAGUUUAUGUCGAUCAUCUACAAUCGAUUUCAUUACGCUCACCGGAACCACGUGAAGCAACUUUUAUCGUUAAAACCAUCGAACGACCUUAUUACUUAGUUGCACCAACGGUUGAAUCUAUGCGUAUUUGGGUUGAUGUUAUCAUCACUGGUGCUGAAGGAAAUACAUUUGCUGGAGAAAGCUAA